CUAAACCUGAAAUCAAACUAGAAAAGAUCAGAGAGAGGGUGAGAGGCACCUUGUAAUUGACUUGAACCAAUUCUGAUUCUCUCUUGCAUACUAUCAAAUGGCAGCUACUGCAGCAAUCACCACUCUCCCCCAGUUCAGUGGGUUAAGACCCAAAGUUUCUACUGCUCCAGUUAGGAGCCUGGCAGCAGUUCAACCAAUGAGGCGCAAGGGGAAGGGUGCUCUCGGUGCUCGAUGUGAUUUCAUCGGAUCCCCCACAAAUUUGAUAAUGGUGACUACAACAACCCUGAUGCUGUUUGCUGGGAGGUUUGGGUUGGCUCCAUCAGCAAACAGAAAGGCCACCGCUGGAUUGAAGCUUGAAGUAAGGGACUCAGGCUUGCAGACUGGUGACCCUGCUGGUUUUACACUUGCUGACACUUUGGCUUGUGGUGUUGUUGGCCAUAUUUUUGGUGUUGGGAUCGUUCUUGGUCUCAAGAACAUUGGUGCUCUGUGAUGUAAAAUGUAACUGAGUACUCUUCUUUUGCUGCAAAUUAUGCUUAAAAUUUGUAACAAUUUACUUAUUCCGAAAACGACACUGGCCUCUGUCUUUCAAUAUAAAAGCCACUUGCUAGUUAAACAAA
Gossypium raimondii (Peruvian cotton) is the source of this 617-nucleotide messenger RNA. RefSeq names its product photosystem I reaction center subunit psaK, chloroplastic. Lineage: Eukaryota; Viridiplantae; Streptophyta; Magnoliopsida; Malvales; Malvaceae. The transcript has 3 exons. The record is from RefSeq and is a predicted model, not a curated record. Bases 98 to 490 code for a protein of 130 amino acids. Gene Ontology annotation, cellular component: photosystem I; membrane. Gene Ontology annotation, biological process: photosynthesis.